GGGGGGGGAUAAGGAAAAGCUCCAAUUCGAUGAGGGUAAACAAAGGUAUUGGGAAAUACUCGGUCACUCAUCUUAACAACUUACAGAGAAACUUAGGCAACUAAGGCAAAGAACUAAUACUAGAGGAAAGAUACUGACGAAAGGAAAACUUAGAAACUUAUAAACUUCACAAGUAAAUUAGAGAGGAUUUUCUCUCACUAGAUUUCUUUCUCUCACUAGAGAUUGUUUUUUUAAUUUCGAAUUCAACUUACAAUAGUACAAGUUAUACAUUGUGAAGUUUUGAGCAUUAUUUCUUCAUUGCUAAUCUUUCCUUAAUCUGCAUCCUAGCUUAUACUAGAUUGAUUGUUGUUCUGCCUUCUCUAACAAUGGCCUCAGAACAGGAUUGUGAUCAACAGGCUGAGAUCAAGGCUUUUGAAGACUCGAAAGCUGGAGUCACGGGCCUCGUUGAUGCUGGGAUAACUAAGAUCCCUAAUAUGUUCAUACAUGAACAUCACAGCCUCAAUAACAUUAACACCACCAAUUAUGGCACAUAUAAGUCUUUUGAUGAUGACAACAAGAACAAGAUCCCCUUGAUCGAUUUCAAGGGGAUCGAGGACAAAGAUGGAGGUCGACGUGAGGAGGUAAUGGAGCAAGUUCAAAUAGUGGCUUGUCCCGAGCCAGAAUUGACCAUUGGCUCGGCUACUCAUGCCGAUAGUGGCUUCAUAACUAUACUCCUCGCUAACCACAUCCCUGGCUUACAAGUUCUCUAUCAAGGUCAUCAAUGGCUCGACGUCAUCCCUAUUCCUGGCUCACUUGUUGUUAACAUGGGAAAUUUGAUGCAGUUGAUUACCAACAACAAAUUUGUGAGUGCAUUGCACAGGGUAAUAGCAAGCAAAGAAGGGCCAAGGAUUUCAAUGGCAUGCAUUUUUAGAACUCACUAUUAUCCACCUAAUUCCGCACAACUUUAUAAACCAAUUGAGGAGCUUUUAUCAUCAGAAAAUCCUCCCAUUUACCGUGCUGUUACUGUUAAGGAAAUCAUCUCAAACAAACAUUCAACAAAUCCUGGGAGCAUUGGCAAUGCUAUUGAGAAAUUUAAGCUAUGAUAUUGGUCGUCAUCACUUACAUUACUCAAUCGUACGUAUUUGAAUCGAAGAUGAUGUUCUUAACUUGAAUCAAAGGGAGAGGGGAAAACAAUAUAACCCCUUGUGUACGUUGUGCUCACUUAGUUACGUUAAUAAACUAAUCAUGCGAGAUCUUAUUUUAAAAUCAAAAAAUUAUAUUGUGAAGGUAAUAUAAACCGUUUAUUUCUGAUAAUUUAGUAUUUUGCCUUUUAUAUUUGCCAAACGUAUGAACACGUAGUAAGCCUAGCCUAGGAAUUAUAAACUAUAUUUAUGAUUUAUACUGUAUGAUAGAAUACAUAGAUUAGUCAUGGAUUUCAAUCAUCAGCUUAACUUUAAAAUUGAGAUAAUUAUUUGACGUAAUAACAAUAACAUGACAAAAAAGUCACAUAUUCAAAAGAGUGA
Messenger RNA from Chenopodium quinoa (quinoa), 1502 nucleotides. Its product is annotated as 1-aminocyclopropane-1-carboxylate oxidase homolog. NCBI's taxonomy places the organism in Eukaryota, Viridiplantae, Streptophyta, Magnoliopsida, Caryophyllales, Amaranthaceae. The transcript is spliced from 3 exons. The coding region runs from base 366 to 1082 and encodes 238 amino acids. The record is from RefSeq and is a predicted model, not a curated record.